Drosophila erecta is the source of this 580-nucleotide messenger RNA. RefSeq lists its product as uncharacterized. NCBI's taxonomy places the organism in Eukaryota, Metazoa, Arthropoda, Insecta, Diptera, Drosophilidae. The coding region runs from base 109 to 450 and encodes 113 amino acids. The transcript has a single exon. The record is from RefSeq and is a predicted model, not a curated record.
GAUUUUGUUGUCACUAUAAAUUCAGUGUCGCAUCUAUUAGCUCUGAAGUCUGUUCUGUUUCGCAGCUCCUGCAUAACUAUUUAAAUUCCUAAAAUAUUUUUUGCCAAUAUGUCGGACGACGGAUCUGAUGAAUUUCAAGACCUGGAAGUCUAUGAGCCCUAUGGAGAGGGCAGCCAAAACAAUAGUAACGAAUACACAGCCGUGGUGCCUCUGGAUACCUCUGAGGAUGCCCAGUUCUCCGAGCAGAUGUUUUCCACCAUUCAGGAGCGUCUAAACCGAAUCAUGAAACGCGUAAGCCUGGCCAACUCGGCCGUGGUUCAGAUGAAGAGAAAACUCCAGGCUCGGAUUCCAUCAGCAGCUGUAGUCGAAAAUGCCGACAAGUUGGCUGGAGGGGAUAAUCCAAUGAGAUUUGAUAACAUCGAACAAAGGGACGAAGCCACCAGCGAAUGAUUUCGGAACACUGUUAAAUUUCCAUGUUCAAAAAUUUUUAAAUUUUAUGUAAACUCUGGAAGCCCACUUCACAAAUCACAAACAGAUCGGAGACACAUUUAAAGUUAUUUGUUAAUAAAUGAUGUAUUUA